CGGCGCCGGACGGAGAAGCAAGCGGGGCAGAGGGAGACUCGUCGAGGGAAGACUAAGCGAAAGCAGCCGAGACGCCCCCCCCUCCUCACUCCCUCUCUUUGCAAAAACAAGAUUUGUGCAGCCUCCUCCCGGCUCGGCAGCCACACCAUGGACGGUUAUGCGCGGACAGAGGAUGAGCUGUUCUCCUCCUGCCUCCUGAACCUCACCUGGGAGAAUUGCUACGAGCAGUGUGCUGCCUUGGUUGGUGAAGACCAGCCCCUCUGUCCAGACCUCCCCGAACUUGACCUGUCAGAGCUGGAUGUCAGCGACUUGGACGCAGACAGCUUCCUGGGUGGCCUCAAAUGGUACAGCGACCAAUCGGAGAUCAUUUCCUCUCAGUAUGGCAACGAGGCGUCCAAUCUCUUUGAGAAGAUAGAUGAAGAAAAUGAGGCCAACUUGCUGGCAGUGCUUACAGAGACCCUGGACAGCAUCCCGGUGGAUGAGGACGGAUUGCCUUCGUUUGAGGCCCUGGCAGAUGGGGACGUGACCAAUGCCAGUGAUCGGAGCUGUCCCUCCUCCCCUGACGGCUCACCGCACACCCCAGAGCCAGAAGAGCCUUCCCUGCUGAAGAAGCUCCUUCUGGCGCCCGCAAACUCCCAGCUCAGCUAUAAUCAAUACACAGGUGGCAAGGCACAGAACCAUGCAGCCAGCAGCAACCACCGGAUCAGACCACCACCUGCCGUCGUCAAGACGGAGAGCCCCUGGAACGGCAAAGCGAGGGGGGGCUCCGGCCAACAGAACCGCCCGGUAAGGCGGCCCUGUACCGAGCUGCUGAAAUACCUGACAGCCACUGAUGACAUCCUGCUGCACACCAAAACCAGUGAAGCCAAGGGCGCCUGGGGGGCUGCUGGCAGCAGGGAAAAGGGCGGCCUGGGUCUCGGCGCCUCGUCCUCCUCCUCCUCGCCGUCCUCGUCAUCCACGUCCUCGUUCUCGUCCCUCUCCUCCACCUCCUCCUCCUCUUCCUCCUCCAACUCUAAGAAGAAGUCAGCCGUGCCGUCUCAGCAGCAGCAGCAGCCGCCGCAGCAGCAUCACCAGCGAGGUGAGAGCCGGGCUGCAGGCGAAUGUAGUGUGGCUGGUGUUGGGGCUGGGAAGUGGCGGCGUUGCGCUCACGAUGACGGGGUUGAGGAGUCGGAGGGUGCUCCUGUCCCUGUCGGCCGCAGGAGCUCCACCUGCGGCCAUGCCCGCCCCAAACUGGAGCACGGGCCGUCCAGUGAAGAAGGAAGGCCGCCAGGCGACGCCGGCCGCCUGGCCGCCGCUAGGUUCAUUAGGUACAUGCAUUCUUAUUCCCUCCCUCCCCGAGAGGUGAGUCACAGCUGUGAGCAUUGCCGAGAGGCUGCAGGCGCCACUCAGGCUAGUGAGGGCUGGGGCAGGCAAGGCCAUAGUGGUAGUAGUGGUGCCAGCAGCGCACCACAUAGGCACAUCACAGUGACCAUUAAGAAACGAGAUGAGAAGCCGGGGCACCCCUUACUUAGCCAGCUGCUCACCUCCAAACAGAGGCCCGCCCACUACCGGGCCCACCUGAUCCCACCCAAGAUCACCCCUUUACCCAGCACCCAGAGCAAAUUAGCAGGCAGGCGGUCUGAGAACCCCACCCAGGCUGUUGCAAAGGAGGAGGAGGAGUUUAGGGGGACCAUUGACCUCAGCGACCGGGCAGUAGGCAAGGCUCAAGAGCCUGACUCGAAGGCCCUGCUGUCGCUUCUCGCCUUAGACCUAGAGAGCUGGGUUAGUCAGCCAGAUCCAGGGCUAGAUCUGGGCUUGGGACUAGAGCUGGGGUGGCCAAGCCAGGGGGGCUUUGGGGAGGAUGUUGACCAUGAUGAUGUUGAUGAUGAUGAUGAUGACCAUGUCACGGGCAGCCCCACAGCGGUGCUCUCGCAGGGCCCACCGAGCCCACUCUUCCCAGAUACUAGAAUUGCAGAGCCCGCCCCUCCCUCCAUCAUACAAGGGCAAGGGUCCCCACACAGGCAGGCACUCAGCGAGCACCCCGACGACCAGGGCCACCCGUUGUUAGCCAAACCAACCACCUUGCCACUUCCUUUGACCCCAGAGUCUCCAAAUGACCACAAGGGAUCACCGUUUGAGAACAAAACCAUUGAACGCACAUUAAGUGUGGAGAUCGCUGGAACCCCAGGUCUGACACCACCUACCACGCCCCCACACAAAGCCAGUCAAGAGAACCCUUUCAAAGCAUCGCUCAAAACCAAGUUGUCUUCAUGUUCCUCCUCUGCCUUGGCGUGCAAAAGGGCCAGGCUGAGCGAGUCGGGCCCCGGCGCUCUGGCCCUGGCCCCAAGCGCCUCAGGCGGAGGCCCCACCAGGAAGGGUCCCAAACAGACUGAGCUAUAUGCCCAGCUGAGCAAAGCGUCCACCGCCCUCCCCUCCUCUGUCACCCUACACCCAGUGGGGGGCGGCCUUGAGGAGCAACGCAGCACUGGCAACAACAAGCGGGCGGCGCCCCGUGGCUAUGGUGACCACGACUAUUGCCAGGCGUCAGCCGGCACUAAGAAGGACGGUGGCACGGCCAGCGCCACCGUCACCAUGACUACUACCGCGGCAACGAUGGUCACCCCAGGUGCCAUCGUUGCCCCCAUGCCUGCUGCAGGCAUGGUGGAGGACAGGCAUGUGGAAUGUAAGGACUCAGCCAUGCCGCCCUCCUCUUCAUCAUCAUCUUCAUUUCCUUCUACUCCAUCAUCAGCUUCAUCCUGUUCAUUGGCUAAGCAGUCCCAGCUGAGUUUUCCCUCCGUGGAUCGAGAAGCAGCCCGGGGCCAGGGGUUAGAGGAGCAGACCCUCACCCAGAACACCCAGAUUCCCUCACAACAGGCCACGACCGACAGGGACCAACAGCACCCUUCUGCCACCAGCCGGAAGCUCCUGUGCGACCAGGAAAUCAGAGCGGAACUCAACAAGCACUUUGGCCACCCGCCACAAGCCAUCUACAGCCAGGGUGGCGAGGAGAGAGUGGAGGAGGCAGGCGGCAAGGUGAACCAGGCUGCCGACCCGCAGUCCCUUGAGGAGGCAGAGGAUGAUGACUACUACUCCCAGAGGCUGCCUGGCUCAGGCUACCUGCACCCGGGGUUCCUGCCCUUCCACGAUGAGCUAGAGCUGGGCGAGGGCCACGAGGGUCGCUUCCUCCACCCGUGGGAGGGCACCCCUCUGGACCUGCUCUUUGACUGCCCCCCCUGCUCGCCCUCCUGCUCCCCACCAUCCAGCUGUUCGCCCUCACGAGGCUCUGUCUCCCCACCUUCUUCCCUCCUCCUUUCACCCAGCAGGCCUUUCUGUUGGCCCAGCAGUGGGUCCCGCUCCCGUUCUCGUUCCCACUCCGGCUCCCGCAGCUCCUCCUCCCGCUGCCGGAGGCGCUCCCUUUCCAGCUCGCCCGAUGGACGUCCCUCCUCUUGGUCCCGUCACAACACAGAUUCAAGCUCGUUUCGCUCCAGGACUCACAAGAGCCCCCACUCUCAGUCUCGAUCUCCUCUCAGCCGCAGGCCAAGGUAUGACAGCUACGAGGAAUACCAGCACGAGAGGCUGAAAAGGGAGGAGUACCGCCGGGACUAUGAGAAGCGGGAGUUCGAAAGGGCCGAGCAGAGGGAGAGGCAACGGCAAAAAGCAAUAGAGGAGAGACGGGUGGUGUACGUGGGGCGACUGAGGUCCGACAGCACCCGGACAGAACUGAAGCGCCGCUUUGAAGUCUUUGGCGAGAUUGAAGAGUGUGCAGUGAACCUGAGGGACGAUGGGGACAAUUUUGGCUUCAUCACGUACCGCUACACUUGUGACGCUUUCGCCGCCCUUGAGAACGGACACACCUUACGCAGGUCAAACGAGCCUCAGUUCGAGCUGUGCUUUGGCGGACAAAAGCAGUUCUGCAAAUCAAAUUACACAGACUUGGACUCCCACUCGGACGACUUUGAUCCAGCCUCCACAAAAAGCAAGUACGACUCCAUGGAUUUUGACAGCUUGCUGAGGGAGGCCCAGCGCAGCCUGAGAAGGUAACAAGUUCAGUGACACCUGCUGUCUGUCUACAAAAGAGGGACUUCUGAUACCUCACUGUUGUUUCUCGCUCCUUUGACGACGAGACUACCAGAAGUUUUACACUCUAUGUCACAGAGUAUAUAAAAAUACGUCUAUAGACCUAUACCUAUAUAUGAAUAUAUCAAAAAUAAAGUUUACAUGAACAUAGCUGCUGAAGAGCUGGGAAGAGACAUUGCAUACUGGGAAAAGCCAGUGAACCCUCAGAACCCUGUGCACAGAUUUGGUGCGCUCUACUGCUGUACCACGGUCAGUGAAAGAUAAAAAAAAAAAAAAGAAGAAAAAAAAAUGAAAGAAAAAAAAAGCAUUCAUGAGUUUGUUUGUUUUUCUCCAAGCACUACAACACCCACAAUGCAUUGGGGGGUGAAAACAUGCAGCUUGUUCAGUCAGAUUAUUAUUGAUAUUAUUAUUAUUUUGCUGUUGAUUGUCUCCCUUCUUUUUUUUUUUUUUUUUUAAACUUGGUGUUUGGAUGUGGUGUUACAUUACAAACAAGAGUAUAGGGAAUUGUAUCUCGGAGGUAAAAUUCUCAAGGUAACAUUGCUGUCUACAUUUUAAGGAGAAAUGUAGCCCUGUAUUUACAGGUAUUAAAAAAAAAAAGGAAUAUUUUUAUUUUAUGUACAUAUCGGACAAAGUUCUUUAUUUGUUACAGCUAUGCACUGUAAAACGCAGCCUUUUUUUAAAAAUGAGGAAGAAAAUUUCUUAAUUCAGAAUGUCGAUCUGCAGUUAUUACAAUAAUGUAAAGCAUAUUGUACACCUACAUGAUGUUUAGAAGACAUGAUGUGAUUGUAAAAAAAAAAGAAAAAAAAAGAAAAAAGAUGUGUCAGAGUGCUCAUUUUGAGGGAGCAUGUGAACAAACUUCCUUUUUUAAGAGUUAUUUUGUUGGGGAAAAAAAAAAAAGAACAGUCAACCAUGUAUAGUUUUCUCUGUUUAUAAAGUUUCUCAAUCAGUGUUUUUUGCUUAUACAACCAGUGUAAAAUGCAUUUUUAACGUGUUUUUCAUGAUUGUAAGAAGGAACCCCCUUUUUUUUUUUUUUUCUUUUUAUUAUUUCUGAAACAAUCAGUAUAUAUUCAACCCAGUUUGAUUUUACUGCUUUUUAUGGUUUCUAUCUGAUUUCCCUCUCAGUGAACACUGCAUUCAAAUCUUUUCAAUCAGUAUGAACACACAUAUUUAUUUAUUUUAAUAUUUGAAUCAAAUAUUUAUAGGCUCCAUUUCACAUGGUGUACCUCACUAAAUUUAUUUGCUAUUUAUGUUGUUGUUUGAUUUGUGUUAUUUAACUUACAAUCACUGGUUAGGUCGUACAAUAAACGGUUUUGGUGGGGAAAUAUUACUUUCUAUGCCUUUCAGAAACAAUCAAAAACGUUCAGCUAAUCACUCCGGCCGUCAGCCCGCCGCUCGAGACGCGGCUGCUCAUCGCUGCCGUGGUUUCUGACUCCACGGCAGCGCUUUGCAGCUCCGAAUCCCAUCCGCAGCACAUCGUUGGUUUUCCUCCUACACAGUAGAACAUGAAGCAAUAAAAUGAUUUUUGCAGGAAUUUUGUUGUACCACCGUCAACACCCGCUCCACACACGCUUGAUUAUGUGAAUGCCAAACAAAAGUUUACAAUUUUCUUUCCUGAAUUUUUUAAAAGAUCUUGUAUUUGAUGUACAAAAUAUAUAUACACGAUGAUGAUACUACUAAUAUUAUUCACGAUAAUUACCAGAUGAUUAAUAAUAACAAUGACAAUAAUAAUAUAAAUGAAAGAAAAAAGUAUAUAAAAAGCAAUAAAUUAUUUUUCAGAGUUGUAUUUUAGCUUCUACUGUUGUGUGAUUUUUGGACUUGACCCAUUACCCAGUCGCUGGCUAGCUAGGACGACUCCAUUCCAGUGUCUUGGCAUCUCGACAUCGCGGUCUUACCCGUGGAGGUAAACGCUCAAAUGCCCCAAUGCCCACCUGCUCUUUCCCUUUAAUAUGUAUUUGAGUCACUAUGUAAGUGUAAUAUCCCCAUCACCUUGUGACAAAUGUGCAAAUGUGACUGACUCUUACUCCACUCUGUGUGUAAAAUGUAUAGAGUUGACUUUGGCACCUAAACUGUGUGUUGUGUAGUGCAUGGCUAUUAGAAGAUGACAGUCAGUACAGCGCAUACCACUAUGGAUAUCUGGCUCUCAGCUGUCUGAAUGGCAGAUCUGAAAUGACAUUCUAUAAGCCUAGAGAAAACUACUCAACAAUGUAUCGCAUGCCGCACCACUUUCCAUCACCACCCGGCCCCUGCCCCGCUCCCCCUCCCCGCACCCCCCCCCCCCUACACCCGCCUCAGCGCCUCACAGUCCAGAUAUCACAGCGCCGUCGACAUGACAUAAAAGGUAACCUUGCGGUUUCUGGUUCAAUUAAUAUCCCGUUUCUAGCGCGAGCCAAGUAAUGAGAGAACCAGCUUCCAUCAGAGGAAAGAGAAACCUUUUGUAUGAAAAGCCUCUGCUGAUCACAGGCUACCUUUCAUGGAGUUUGACUGUGGAGACGAGAACCGGCUAAUUUUUGUGAUGCAAAGAGGCAAAAAUUGGUUGAGGGAGGGGAGAAAAAAAAAAUUCCCUUUACCUGUGUUUUACAACAUUGUUUUACUUUUUGCUGUCUGUAUAGCGUUUGGGUAAUGGUGUCGUGUCCCAUUUGAUAGAUGUGGCUUUAAUCAUUGUAAUAAUAAAAAAAAAAUGCUUUGUAAAUUGCCUAGAAUAGCAAUAUAUUAUAACACCUUAUGGUUCAAAUUUCAACUGUGGCAGACUUUUUAAUAAUGUGACCUACUGAGGAAUUUGCCACUGCUUAAACGUUUGUUGGGUAAUCAUGUUUCUUUUGGAAGGACAAUAUGUGUGCGAGCGUGAGUCAAUGUAUGUACCGUGUGUGUGUGUGAGGUUGUGUUUUUAGGCAGGUAUGUGUGUGUGUUUGGAAACGUGUGUGUGUGUACGUGUCGGGUGGGGGGAAGGGGUCGCUUCGGGUUGUUACCGGUUUGUGUCCUAUCCACGUUGCCUUCUGCCAAGUCCUUACCAAUGCCUUUGUGGUUCUACCUAUUGUAUGACUUUCUUGUGAAUUUUAUUUUUUAUGUGCAAUUCUCAUCAGCCUCACCAUGCCAAUAAAGGGAAAUGUGUUUGAAAGAAA
This is a messenger RNA of Myripristis murdjan (pinecone soldierfish), 7175 nucleotides long. RefSeq names its product peroxisome proliferator-activated receptor gamma, coactivator 1 alpha (gene ppargc1a). The record is from RefSeq and is a predicted model, not a curated record. The coding region runs from base 148 to 4020 and encodes 1290 amino acids. Gene Ontology annotation, biological process: positive regulation of transcription by RNA polymerase II. NCBI's taxonomy places the organism in Eukaryota, Metazoa, Chordata, Actinopteri, Holocentriformes, Holocentridae. Gene Ontology annotation, cellular component: nucleus. Gene Ontology annotation, molecular function: transcription factor binding; RNA binding. The transcript is spliced from 13 exons.